CUACAUUAGACACUUGCACCACCACUUGUCAAAACAAAUCCGAGUUUUCGCUCCGUGUUUGUAGGUUUCUUUUGUUUUAAAAGACAAAACUCCUAGAAGGACAACAUCCAUGAACUCCCACUCAUCGGUAGCAGUUGCUAACAGAAGGUCACACGGCUGCUUUUGGAUAAUAUCGGACGUGUUUCGUGUGCAAUGUGGGAGUAAUACGUUUCCUCAGGAGGUGCCAUGUUAGCCACACAGAUACCCGACAUGCCACCAGAGGCUAAAGAUGUCAGACAGAUCAAAGAGACGUUGGCACAGUCACUAAAGGCGCUGCAGAAGCGAUAUGUAACGUCAGACUCAGUGGUGACCAGUGAAGAUGGUGAUGCUAACUUGCUCUGCUGCGCCUUAGAGGCCAUCUUCAUCCACGGUAUUAGGAGCAAGUACAUCCGCACAGAGGCUGCUGGUCGGGCACGGAAAGGGAAUCGAGGCCCCCUUCCUCAGCCUUUCUUCUGGAGCCUCCUUAAGUCCAUCACCCAUCGUGAUGUCAUUAUGGAGCUGGAAAAGAUCAGCUUUGUGGGAACUGAUGUUGGUCGCUGCAGAGCGUGGCUUCGUCUGGCCCUCAACCAUGGCCUGCUGGAGUGCUACCUGGUAUCUCUUUUUCGGGAGGACUCCAAACUGCGUACCCACUAUCAACCCAGUGCCUUGCUCCUUAAUACUGAGGAACGGGAAGUUCUCCUCAGUUAUCUCCAAGGUCUAGCGUCACUUCAGUUCAGCCUUUCUUACAAGUCAUCUGUUCUCAAUGAGUGGACCACCACACCACUGGUCCUGGCUGGCCUCUGCCCUCUAUACCAGGCAGAUUCACCCAGCGUGUCCCACAACGGCAGGGACUACCUUACGUCAACCCACCUGCGUAAAGAAUCAUGGGACACAGUUUCUCAGUCAUCGGGCUCUUCAGAUUUCUUGGAUACACAGACAGGGUGUCCAGUGUUAACAGGCAAGGAGUCCAGUGCUAUACAAGAUGCCAGGACUGCACUAAACUCGUCUAACCUUAGCCUGGAAACGACUGGAUCCUCUCAGCUCUCCUCCAGUCUGAGCUCUGAUAGCCUCCUGCAGGGGCAGGACCCCCACAGCUCAACAGAACAGUGGUCCUCCUGUGACCUGGAUUUACCUGUAAAUGGUAAUAUAAGCACGAGGCAGCAAAAAGAUUCACUCACAGGUGAGAGUGGACAAUGCAGUCAGGACUCCCUGCGUGAGGACUCCUUUGUCUCAAGUAUGGGACCAGAUCAGUUUUCAGACACAGCAGUUUUAAGUGGUUCUGACAGUGACAUCCAGGCCUCUGCUUCACUGACCCACGACCUUAAAGACCGGCCUCCGAAAACAGUCCUGUGGGAAUCGCAGCCACCGACAGCUGCGGAUGAUGUGCCAUUGUGUGCUGAAAAUCACGUCAAUUACAUUCCAUCUGAUGUUUGCAAAAAUAUUUCUGUGGAAUUAAAGGUGGACAUGCCGACAAUCUCUGACCCUGUAGAGACUGUGGAGGCAGGAAGUGCAGGUGAUGUUCAGGAGACGUUUGAGUCUGUUCAAGAACAGACUCAAACGUCUGCAGCAGCAACUUUAAAGAACAGCAGCUCACAGCCGCUGCUACACCCAGGAGAGCAACACUUCAUCAGCGUGGUGAGCAGGAAACAGUCCACAGAUUCUCUAACACAUUCCCCUUCCUGGAUCUCUGAUGAUGAUAUCUACAAGCCUCAGCUCGAGGUGGUCUCAGAUCAUGAUAAGGCCCUCCUAUCUGUUCCAACACCUGAACCCGAGGUCUCUCAGACGCCACCAAGUGUCAUUCAUCGCAGACAAAUAGGACUAUCCAACCCAUUCCGUGGUUUGCUGAAGCUCGGUCAUCUAGAGAGACGAGGUGCUUUGGCGAUGUGGCAUGACUAUUACUGCGAGCUGUCACCCUUUGAGUUUCGCCUGUAUUCAAAUGCAGAGGAGCGGACAUGCUGCGAGAACUGCUACCUGGUGCGUUGUGAAGACGCCCAGGUGACCUCAUCUGAGGGCCGCUUUGAGUUGGCGUUUCCAGGGAAACGACUGUACCUACGAGCAGCAAAUCAGGAUGAAGCGGAGGAUUGGGUGGACAGGAUACUGGAGGCUGUGAACAAAUGUCGGCCAGCAUCCCACAUGGAUGAGCAGUGGGAAGUCCUGCGACCUACUACUGAGAAUGGUGCAGAUGAGUGCACAUUCUCAUCACCAUCCUCUGCUCCCUCCAGCCCUGAAAAAGGCGUCUCAACGUCAGACUCAAGGACUGGUGUAGGACCUGAGGCAGCUUCUCUGUCGGUUCAGGAGUUUGACUGGACAAGGACUGGUGAUAUAGAAACCGACGCCAUCAAAGAGGCCGUUUUGUACUUCUCCACAGAUGCUGAUACUCGGACAUGGACACCUCUGGUCUUCUCUCUCUCUCUGGAGACCUUGAAAGGAUUCCGUGUUCAAGAUGGAAGAAAGUUUGUGCAUCUAACUUAUCCAAUCGAAGAAAUCCGGGAUGUGGUGCCUGAUGUCUCCUCAGGAGGACCAGAUUUUUUUAAGCUUCUGACUGUUAACAAAACUCUUAGACUCAGGGCAGAGAACCCAGAGGAGGCUCGCUCAUGGAGGGUUUCGAUCCGUGGAGCUCUGGACGCUUACCUGGAGAGUGGGGAAGGGUGUUGUGAUGAUCCAGCUGCAGUACAUCAGGGAGUGAGUGGGAACCUUCACAGGCUGGUACAACACAGAUUAAAAGAAGACGCAUCUCUUUUGGUGCAUCUGUGCACAGUGCCAUCAGAGAAGGGACUGGACACUCAGAAUUUCAAGUGUGCAGGUGACAGUUGUCCUCAGCAGAUCGGUCCGUCCCUGGGCAGAGCCAGGCUGUGUGAGUUCUCUGGCCAACACUACUGUGAAUCUUGUCACCACGGUGACGCCACCAUCAUCCCGUCUCGCAUGGUGCACAACUGGGAUCUCACUCAGAGAGAGGUAUCCAGGAAAGCCCUGCAGCUAUUAGCCAAGAUAGAACAGGAACCUCUGCUGGACCUGGGGCAGUUAAAUCCUGGUUUACUGAAUCAUGCUGAGUCCAUGGCUCUGGUCCACAACCUGAGACAAAGACUCCGGCUCCUUGGUGACUACAUACUCACCUGCCGAAGCAAAGCUUACAAGAAACUUCAGUCCAGAAUGGGACAGCGACUAUACUUGUUGGAGUCAAGCCAUCUGUACAGUGUGAUGGACCUGAGACAGAUAGCAGAGGGUCAGUUUGCAACCCACCUGAUGACACUUUUGCAGUUUGCCUCCAACCAUGUUUUCCAGUGUGAUCUGUGUACACAGCGUGGCUUCAUUUGCCAAAUAUGUCAUGCAAAUGACACCAUCUUCCCCUUUCAAUUUGACAGCACCACCAGGUGUAAGGAGUGUAAAGCUGUGUUUCAUCGGGCGUGUAAGACUCCUGGUCUGGGCUGCCCUCGCUGUCAGAGAAUGAAGAAAUACCAGGAGAGGGACUGCCAGGACUGAGACCAGAAAGCAGGGUAGGGGUAUGAAGAUCAACACCAAGACCACCCUACUAAACAGACUAGACGGUAAAGUUCCAAAUAGGCAAAGCUUUACGUGAAGUAACCUCAAGUGCACUUUUAUGAAAUGUGUAGCCUUCCCAAAAUUACACGAACAUUGAAGAGACUCAGUGCCACAGUAGCGCCUACAUGUGGUGAAUUAGUCAGACAUUGCGCUUUACAAUGCUCUUACCAUGUGGCUAAAUAUUACUAACUGAUACCUCUCUAUACUGAUGGCAUCACGUGGAAAGUACUGCAGACUGUGUCUUGGAGAUGGGUGUUGCUAUUUAGCUAUAAAAAGUGCCAGUAAACUUUUUUUUCCUAAAGGUUGUUUAUUGGUAGUUUGAGGUAUCAGGAAAUUUAUGGGCAAGAAAAGCAGUGGCACACGGCAGUAAAAUGUAAAACUAGACUGUUUAUCAACCAAAUGACUACAUCCAUUUCUCAUGCACAGUCUAUGCACAAGACAGCAUUGUAGGUUACUGCCAACACUUUUAUGUACUACGUUUUUGGUUUUUAUUUUUUUCUUUGUAUCAUUGUGUUAAAUGCAUUCUUAAUAUGUCAUGUUUACCAGAAACCUGCCCUGUGUCCCACAAAAGCAGAUAGAAAUAACAACAGAGUGCAGGAGUGAGGUUGUGGCUUUUAAAUGCAAAAGUGAUGAAAAUAGAUC
Molecule: messenger RNA, 4200 nt
Organism: Cynoglossus semilaevis (tongue sole)
Lineage: Eukaryota; Metazoa; Chordata; Actinopteri; Pleuronectiformes; Cynoglossidae
Gene: plekhm1
Product: pleckstrin homology domain containing, family M (with RUN domain) member 1
Exons: 12
Coding region: 226-3498 (1090 amino acids)
Source: RefSeq, a predicted model, not a curated record